This is a messenger RNA of Dioscorea cayenensis subsp. rotundata (Guinea yam), 780 nucleotides long. RefSeq names its product transmembrane 9 superfamily member 7-like. The coding region runs from base 1 to 780 and encodes 259 amino acids. Gene Ontology annotation, biological process: protein localization to membrane. The transcript has 3 exons. The record is from RefSeq and is a predicted model, not a curated record. Gene Ontology annotation, cellular component: membrane. NCBI's taxonomy places the organism in Eukaryota, Viridiplantae, Streptophyta, Magnoliopsida, Dioscoreales, Dioscoreaceae.
AUGGCAGUGGCAUCACGAUCUUCCUCUCUUGGCUCUCUCGCCUAUUGCGCUCAUAUUUUCUACCUCCCUGGCAUCGCGCCUCGUGAUUUUCAUAAGGAUGAUGAGCUACAAGUGAAAGUGGACAAACUUUCCUCUACAAAGACUCAACUUCCAUAUGACUAUUAUUUCUUGGAUUUCUACAAGAUCAUGAAUAGUGCUGAAAAUUUGGGUGAGGUUCUCCAUGGUGAUUGCUUCGAGAACUCAGUUUACAUAUUCAAAAUGAGGAAUCGUGAGACAUGCAGAGUAGCUUGUUGUAGACAGCUUAACACAGAAACUACAAAGAAUUUCAUGGAGAAGAUUGAUGAUGAAUAUCAAGUUAAUAUGAUCUUGGAUAAUCUUCCAGUGGUAGUUGAUAGACAAAGGAGAGAUGAAAGUCAAACACCAAGUUAUGAACAUGGUUUCUGUGUUGGUUUUAAAGGAAAUCAGGUCAAUGGUAAAGAUAACAACAAGUAUCACAUAAAUAACCAUCUGAGCUUCAAAGUCAUGUACCAUAAGGACCCUGAGAGUGAAGAUGCUCACAUUGUUGGCUUUGAGCAUGGUUUCCAUGAUCAUGAUGAGCUGUUGACUGAUUUGAACACAAUACAAGAGAUUUCUGUUGAGGAUCGCGACGCCGGCAAGCCUCCGUUAGUAUCCCCUGCUGGAGAGAAAGACACAGAUGAAGAGAUGAGAACAUGUGAAGAAGACGAGAAGAACAAGCACUGGUUCUCAGUCAACACAAGUCAAGAGAGAAAGGAUGAAUAA